Molecule: messenger RNA, 1005 nt
Organism: Megalopta genalis
Lineage: Eukaryota; Metazoa; Arthropoda; Insecta; Hymenoptera; Halictidae
Product: steroid receptor RNA activator 1
Biological process (GO): regulation of transcription by RNA polymerase II
Cellular component (GO): nucleus
Source: RefSeq, a predicted model, not a curated record
UAUCAAGUCGCAAAUUUAUUCUAUUUUCAGCCACGAAUGCAAGUUUAUCGUUUUAAUCCGAUUUUGAAUUCAAAUUGAAGAUCGAAAUGUUGCGAACCUGCGCAAUCACAGCGCGCAAGAUAACUAGAUUCUAGUUACAGGAUCAGCAGGGUUAGUGACACCUCAAUAUUGAACAGAUCCGUUGGAUUAUGUCGAUUACCGGAAGAUUAUACCACAAGAAUGAAUGAAAACGAGACAAAUAAAAACCACUCUUUGCAAAAGGUUCUAUUACCUGGGCACGAUCCAGGAUGGAACGAUCCUCCAAAAUGGGCAUACUCCGGCACGCAAAGUUCCACAACGACGCCCACUAAACGAGUAUUGAACAAGAGGGUAGCGUUUCCAUUAUCUUCUCCACAAACUUCCAAUAAAGAGACUCCAGUAUCAAGUCCGUCAACGUCUAUGCCACCAUUGCCACAAUCUUCCAUUAAUUUGACAACAGCGUCGCAUCCUCCUUUGAUACCUCCUUCCAGUGCAGAUGCUGAAAUCAGUACGAGUGCAAUGACUAUUGACAAGGAACGGGCAUUGAACGAAGUAUUAGCGAGUUUACAAACUGCAAUCGAUGAGCAUAUGAGUAAAACUAAAGCUGAGGAAGUGAAAAGAAGAUUAGAUGCGCUAAAAGCUGCAUGGGUGGAAGAUAAAUUAAGUGAUGUUAUAUGUAAGAAUAUUUUAGAUUUGUCGAAAGCGCUACAAGAGGGAAAUGCUGAUAAAGCGGAUCAGAUACAUCUGACACUGAUGAUGCAGCAUGCCAGCCUGUGCAGUCCUUGGAUACCUGGCAUUAGGCACAUCAUUUUAGGAUUAAAGAACAAGCAACAAGAUUCAAAUGCGAUGCAAUCCAAUAACUGACAAUAUCUGUUUUUAUUUAGAAGAAUGUUUUAAAAGUGAUAAUAAGAUGGAAUAACAAUUGUUUUUUAAUUUCUCCAACGAAUGCUUAUAGUAAUAAUAAUAAAUGUAUAUAUUUAUAUUUCA